AUGGCUUCUUCUCCCGGCGAUAUUGAGCUCGGUCCCACCAACACGUACAAGAGCAAAGACGACUCCUUCACCUACGGGAGCUCACAUAGCAUGCGCGAGCCCGAGUACGAGCAGCAUCCGCCGCUGCGCUUCGAGCGCCUGGUUGACUCCUUUCGCCGCGACCCCAACUCGACCUUUCUCCUCGCCGACCACGACCACGACUCCGCCAUUGCGCGCCGCCAGCAUAACGGCUCCCACUACUACGAUCUGCACCUCGCUACGCUCGAGAAUGCCCACAUCGGGCUCUCGCGGAGCCUCAAGGGUCGCCACCUGCAGAUGAUUGCGAUCGGUGGCUCCAUCGGCACCGGCUUGUUCGUUGUCUCGGGCAAGGCGCUGAAUGCCGGCGGGCCCGCCUCGCUACUGAUUGCCUUUGGCAUCAUCGGCGCCAUGCUGUACUCGACCUGCCAGGCGCUGGGUGAGCUCGCUGUCAUUUUCCCUAUUGCCGGGUCGUUUUCGUCCUGGGCGACCCGGUUCCUCGAUCCAUCAUGGGGGUUUGCGAUGGGCUGGAACUAUGCUCUGCAAUGGCUCUCUGUGCUACCGCUCGAAAUCAUUGCGGCCUCGUUAACAAUAGGCUAUUGGAACGAUAAGCUCACCAAGGCCAUCUUUGUCACCAUCUUCCUCACAACCAUUGUCCUCAUCAACAUGUUCGGCGUUAAAGGUUACGGCGAGGCCGAAUUCCUCUUUUCCAUCAUCAAAGUCAUUGCCGUCAUUGGUUUCAUUCUGCUUGGCAUCGUGCUCAAUUGUGGCGGCACCCCUGAUCGAGGUUACAUUGGCGGCGAGUACUGGCGCGAUCCUGGCGCUUUUAACAACGGGUUUAAGGGACUCUGUAGUGUCUUUGUCACCGCCGCGUUCGCUUUUACUGGGACGGAGCUUGUCGGUCUCGCGGCCGCAGAGACGGCCAACCCUCGCAAAUCACUCCCCACAGCCAUCAAGCAGGUAUUCUGGCGCAUCACGCUCUUCUACAUUGUCGCCCUCACCCUCGUGGGCCUCCUCGUCCCGCACGACGACCCGCGGCUGCUCGGUGGCGACAGUAAGGCUGACGCUAAGGCAUCUCCGUUCGUUAUCGCCAUCGAGGAGGCUGGCAUUCAAAUCCUACCGUCCGUCAUGAACUCCGUUAUCCUCAUCGCCGUCCUCUCCGUCGGUAAUUCCGCCGUCUUUGGCUCCUCACGCACCCUCGCCGCCCUCGCCAACCUCCACCAGGCGCCCAAGAUCCUCGGCUACGUCGACCGUAAGGGCCGUCCGCUCGUCGCUAUCGUCAUCGCCGGCGCCAUCGGCCUCCUCGCCUACCUCGCUGACGCAAACUCCCAGGGCAGCGUCUUUGACUGGCUGCUAGCCCUCUCCGGCCUCUCCUCCAUCUUCACCUGGGGCUCCAUCUGCCUCUGCCACAUUCGCUUCCGCCGCGCCUGGGCCCUCGCCGGGCGCAGGGUCGAGGAGCUCCCGUUCCAAUCGCAGGUUGGCGUUUGGGGAUCCUACCUCGGCCUUGCCCUCAACGUCAUCGUCAUUGUCGCGCAGUUCUGGGUGGCCGCGUUUCCGAUUGGCUGGAAGAGCAUGUCCAGCGCGGAGAUUGCACAGAAUCUGUUUUUGAAAUGGAUGAGUGCGCCGAUCAUUAUCAUUUUUUACUUUGGGCACAAGAUCUACUACCGCACGCGCUAUGUGCCCCUCAGAGACAUGGACCUCGACACGGGCCGUCGCGACUGGAACCUGCCCAUCCUGGUGACGCAGGAAAGGGAAGAGCGUAAAACGUGGCCCAAGUGGAAGCGGUGGUACAAAUUCAUCUGCUGA
This is a messenger RNA of Akanthomyces muscarius, 1821 nucleotides long. RefSeq lists its product as uncharacterized. The transcript is spliced from 3 exons. The record is from RefSeq and is a predicted model, not a curated record. Gene Ontology annotation, molecular function: amino acid transmembrane transporter activity. NCBI's taxonomy places the organism in Eukaryota, Fungi, Ascomycota, Sordariomycetes, Hypocreales, Cordycipitaceae. Bases 1 to 1821 code for a protein of 606 amino acids. Gene Ontology annotation, biological process: amino acid transmembrane transport. Gene Ontology annotation, cellular component: membrane.